Castor canadensis (American beaver) is the source of this 1049-nucleotide messenger RNA. RefSeq names its product CGG triplet repeat binding protein 1 (gene Cggbp1). Gene Ontology annotation, molecular function: double-stranded DNA binding. Gene Ontology annotation, cellular component: nucleus. Gene Ontology annotation, biological process: regulation of transcription by RNA polymerase II. Lineage: Eukaryota; Metazoa; Chordata; Mammalia; Rodentia; Castoridae. The record is from RefSeq and is a predicted model, not a curated record.
CGGCCUUCUGUUGGUCAAUGCUGCUCGGCGGUUGCUGAGGACUGCCUACGGGCUCUGCCAUAGGCGGUGCAAGAGGACGGGGCGCGGCGGGGGACACGGCGGCCGCCGCGGGGCUUGAUCCGACGACGACGGCGGCGGCGGCUGCGGCGGCGACGGUCCUCUUCCUCCUCCCUUACACCAUUGCUCCUCCUUUUCUUCCUUUCUCUUUCCUUUCCAGCCGGGCCUCGACCACUUCCUCUAACAGCGGCCCCGAUCCUAUGUAAAGGCAUGACUUCCCGGCACCGCAGGGAAAACGGGGUGCAAACCCAGAAAUUAUUUUCCCACCACCACUUGUUGAAAAACUGAUUUGAACGCGUCUGAGGGUUUGAACUAACAGCAAGUGCCAGGAUUUGAUGAGUCUCUGGUUUUGCACUGGAGACCCUUCACUAAGUAUCAAGAAAAAAACUGGAAACUAAUCCGAACCUUAUUCAAAGUCAGAAUGGAACGAUUUGUAGUAACAGCACCACCUGCUCGAAACAGAUCUAAGACUGCUUUGUAUGUGACACCCCUGGAUCGAGUCACUGAGUUUGGAGGUGAGCUGCAUGAAGAUGGAGGAAAACUCUUCUGCACUUCUUGCAAUGUGGUUCUGAAUCAUGUUCGCAAGUCUGCCAUUAGUGACCACCUCAAGUCAAAGACACAUACGAAGAGGAAGGCAGAAUUUGAAGAGCAGAAUGUGAGAAAGAAGCAGAGGCCCCUAACUGCAUCUCUUCAGUGCAACAGUACUGCGCAAACAGAGAAAGUCAGUGUUAUCCAGGAUUUUGUGAAAAUGUGCCUGGAAGCCAACAUCCCUCUUGAGAAGGCUGAUCACCCAGCAGUUCGUGCUUUCCUGUCUCGCCAUGUGAAGAAUGGAGGCUCCAUACCUAAGUCAGACCAGCUGAGGAGAGCAUACCUGCCUGAUGGAUAUGAGAAUGAGAAUCAGCUCCUCAACUCACAAGAUUGUUGACAAGGAGGUUAUCACCAUUGUAAUCAAGACAAAUAAUGUGGAGUAUUAAAGUUAUGUGUUGAUUGUG